Molecule: messenger RNA, 249 nt
Organism: Sphaeroforma arctica JP610
Lineage: Eukaryota; Ichthyosporea; Ichthyophonida
Exons: 1
Source: RefSeq, a predicted model, not a curated record
AUCGUCAGCGUCAAUGGAGACGACACCGUGCUGAGUGCACUCGCGCUUAUGCAGAAGGAGCAGAUCUCGUCGCUGGCAAUCAUAGGCCAGUGCGAUACGCUUAUUGGAGCGCUGUCCAUGACUGAUGUGAAGUGGAUUGUCUCCACAUUCGAGUUCGAGUGGCUCUGGAGGGACUGUCUGGAUUUCGUAAACAUGCUGCGAUCUACCCAGGUACGCAGUUUCUGUCUUGUUUUGGGGUGCGUUGGAUAG